AUGCCGGAUCCGACCUCGCAGUCUAACUAUCUUGACAUCGCGACUAGCCACAUUCACUUCGACUGGGCCGUCGAUUUCGAGAAGCAGAGCGUCUAUGGAUCUGCGACUUAUACGCUUCGCGCGCUGAAGGAUGGCGUGAACGAGGCUGUCUUUGACACGCAGGAUCUCGAUAUCAGUGCUACGAGUGUUGGCGGAAAGGAUACCAAGUUCAGCGUUGGCAAGAGACACGAAGUUAUGGGCUCCGCUUUGCACGUCUACCUCCCCGACGCGGCCAGCAAGGGCGCAGAGGUGAAGCUCACCGUGACUUACGCGACGACGAAGGCCUCUACGGCCCUGCAGUGGCUCGACAAGGAGCAGACCCAGGGCAAGGAGUUCCCGUACUUGUUCAGCCAGUGCCAGCCGAUCUUUGCGCGUGCUCUGGCUCCGGUACAGGACACCCCUUCACUGAAGAUCACCUACUCGGCGAAAGUCGCUUCCACGCUCCCUGUCCUCCUGUCUGCCCUCCGCGUCACACCACCAGCAAACGGCCCCGCGCACGGCGGCAAAGUCGUCGGCAAGGACGUCGUCACAUACGAGUACAACCAGCCCGUCGCGAUCCCGUCAUACCUCAUUGCCAUAGCAGCCGGAAACGUCGUAUACCGCGAGUUCCCUAAGAUCGAGGGUCGUAACUGGAGUUGCGGUGUGUGGGCUGAGCCGCAACUUAUUGACGCUGCGUACUGGGAGUUUAGCGAGGACACCGGGCGGUUCCUGGCUAAGGAGGAGGAUGUUGUCGGGCCGUACCGUUUCGGCGUAUACGACCUUCUCUUGCUUCCGCCGUCGUUCCCAUACGGUGGUAUGGAGAACGCUUGCCUGUCAUUCCUCACGCCGAGUCUUCUCACCGGUGACCGCACCCUCGUCGACGUCGUCGUCCACGAAGCAACUCACUCCUGGUUCGGCAACGGCGUCACCCACGCUGAAGCAUCCCACUUCUGGCUGAACGAAGGUUGGACGAACUACAUCGAGCGCACGCUGCAGUCGUUCCUCCACGGCGAGCCUGCUCGCGGCUUCUCCUUCGUCAUCGGCAACGCCGCCCUGAAUGAAGCUCUGAAGAAUUACUCCAAGACGCCGAAGUACCAGCGCUUGGUAGUCGACUUCGAAUACGGAGAGGACCCGGACGAUGCGUACAGCAGCAUUCCGUACGAGAAGGGCUCGAACUUCAUCUACUACAUCGAAGGUCUCGUCGGCGGUCUUGACAACUUCCUGCCCUACGUGCGCGACUAUGUUGAGACAUUCACCGGCAAGAGCAUCACGACGUGGGACUGGAAGGCGCAUCUGCUCGGGUACUUCGAGAAGAACGGUACCGCUGAGCAGAAUGCUGCGCUCGCGAAGAUCGACUGGAACGCGUGGUUCUACGGCGAGGGCAUGGAGCUGCCCGUAUGGCCCACGUACGACGAGUCUCUCGCCAAGGGCCCGCACGAUCUCGCGGCGAAGUGGGAUGCAUCGCGUGUCAUGGACGCUAAGACCCUCACGUUUAAGAAGGAGGACAUCGCGUCGUUCAAUGGCAACCAGAACAUCGUAUUCCUCGAGAAGCUCGCCUCCUACCCUGCGCUCCCCUCGUCGCACAUCAGCCUCCUCGGCCCUCUCUACGGCUUCUCCACAACCCAAAACGCCGAGAUCCGCAUGCGCUUCUACCAGGUUGCGCUCAAGGACUCGACGACCCCCGCUGCACGCGAGCUUGCCGAGCCCGCCGCUCAGUGGGUCACCGGUCUCGAUGGUACGGGCAUCAUCAAGGGCCGCAUGAAGUUCUGCCGUCCGGUCCUGCGUGCGGUUGCGCGCGUUGACCACGAUCUUGCCCAUUCGUACUUUGCGAAGACGAAGGAGAGCUUCCAUCCUAUCGCGAGGAAGCUGAUUGAGAAGGACUUGUCUUCGUGA
Messenger RNA from Peniophora sp. CBMAI 1063, 1911 nucleotides. The record is from the annotation of a GenBank genome assembly. NCBI's taxonomy places the organism in Eukaryota, Fungi, Basidiomycota, Agaricomycetes, Russulales, Peniophoraceae.